AUGGCCGCACCGACCACCACCACCAACAACCCUGCAUUCGACCCGGACCUCGACAAACCCGACGACCCGACCCACGAGCUCGCCCAGUUCGGCGGCGGCUGCUUCUGGGGCGUCGAGAUCGCGUUCCAGCGCGUCCCCGGCGUGGCGAAGACGGAGGUCGGCUACUCUCAGGGCCACCUCCCCGAUCCCGACUACAGAGCCGUCUGCACCGGCACCACCAACCACGUCGAAGUGGUCCGGGUCCAAUUCGACCCGCGAGUCUGCCCGUACGCCAAUCUCCUCGCCCUUUUCUGGAGCCGGGUCGACCCGUCUACCCUCAACCGCCAGGGGAACGACGCCGGUACCCAAUACAGGUCCGGGAUCUACUACUACAACGAGAAUCAGGCCCGUCUGGCUCAGGAAUCGAAAGAAGCCAAGCAAUCGGAACUGAAAGAAGGGAAGAAGGUCGUGACGGAGAUUCUGCCGGCGAAGAGAUUCUACCGGGCGGAAGAGUACCAUCAACAGUAUUUGGAGAAAGGCGGCGGCCGUGGCAACAGGCAAUCCGCUGCAAAGGGUUGCAACGAUCCCAUUCGUUGCUACGGCUGA
Molecule: messenger RNA, 585 nt
Organism: Linum tenue
Lineage: Eukaryota; Viridiplantae; Streptophyta; Magnoliopsida; Malpighiales; Linaceae
Source: the annotation of a GenBank genome assembly